This is a messenger RNA of Sphenostylis stenocarpa, 654 nucleotides long. The record is from the annotation of a GenBank genome assembly. NCBI's taxonomy places the organism in Eukaryota, Viridiplantae, Streptophyta, Magnoliopsida, Fabales, Fabaceae.
AUGGUUUGGGAUGGGGAAGAUGUGAAGGAAGGAGAAGAAGUUAGGGAAGAAGAAGAAGAUUUGGAUAGAGAAGAAGUCAAGGAUAAAGAAGAAGCUAUGGAUGGGGAAGAAGUUAAGGAAGGAGAGAUGAUUAUUAUGGAUGGAGAAGAAGUCAAGCAAGGAGAAGAAGUCAUGGACGGAGAAGAUGUUAUGGAAGGAGAAGAUGGUUUGGAUGGAGAAGAAGUUAAGGAAGGAGAAGAAGUUAGGGAAAAAGAGGAAGUUAAAGAAGGAGAAGAAGUUAAGGAUGGAGAAGAAGUUUGGGAUGGAGAAGAAGAAAUGAAGAAGUUAAGGAAGGAGAAGAAGAAGUUAAAGAUGGGGAAGAAGAAGUUAGGGAAGGAGAAAAAGUUAAGGAUGGUUUGGGAUGGGGAAGAAGUGAAGGAAGGAGAAGAAUUUAGGGAAGAAGAAGAAGCUUUGGAUGGAGAAGAAGUCAAGGAUAAAGAAGAAACUAUGGAUGGGGAAGAAGUUAAGGAGGGAGAGAUGAUUAUUAUGGAUGGAGAAGAAGUCAAGGAAGGAGAAGAAGUCAUGGACGGAGAAGAUGUUAUGGAAGGAGAAGAUGGUUUGGAUGGAGAAGAAGUUAAGGAAGGAGAAGAAGUUAGGGAAAGAGAGGAAAUUUAA